Mauremys mutica (yellowpond turtle) is the source of this 5095-nucleotide messenger RNA. It is a transcript of the gene DTX1, whose product is annotated as deltex E3 ubiquitin ligase 1. The record is from RefSeq and is a predicted model, not a curated record. Gene Ontology annotation, cellular component: nucleoplasm. Lineage: Eukaryota; Metazoa; Chordata; Testudines; Geoemydidae. Gene Ontology annotation, biological process: Notch signaling pathway; protein ubiquitination. The transcript is spliced from 10 exons. Gene Ontology annotation, molecular function: ubiquitin protein ligase activity; zinc ion binding. The coding region runs from base 1314 to 3176 and encodes 620 amino acids.
GCCUCCUCCCGCGGCUCGGCUUGUUGUUUUGGCGAGGGCUGGGAGCCGGGGCGCCCCCGGGUUUGCGCUCGCUGCCGCAGCCAGCCAGUCCCCUCCUCCUCCAGCCCCGGCCCCGGAGCGGCGGCGGCCGCAGCGGCAGAGCUGAGCCCGAGCCCGAGCCGGAGCCGGAGCGCGGCCACCAGGCUGCAUCCCCCACCCGUCCUCCGGCAGCAGACGGGCCAAUUUCUCCCCUUGCUACAGAGAUGAGACCUGGCAAGGUGCUGUGGAGUCGUCCAUGACAGAGACUGAGCAGCAGGAAGCAAGAAGGAGGGGAGGGGGUUUCCCCUUCUGCAGCAGCAGCUCCGUGUGAGCCCCGGCACGCAGCCCCACCCUACCCCCUCCUCUCUGCCAGGCUCCCCUCACCCCCGCUAAAGACACCAGAGCCAUCCCCAGCAGGCACAGAAUGUGCAAUUCCGGCUGGGGGGGGAUGCCCUCCCCAGGGACAGGUUUCAGAGGAGUCACCUGCAGCGAGCCCCAGCUGUGAGCCAUGGGCAGGGAGCUGUGAUCCCGUCCAAGCAGCCCAGCUGGGAGGAGAGGAAGGGCCUGGCAGGGCAGGGAGCCUGAGGCCUUUGGGGGCUGAGGGAGGCAGUCUGUUGGAAUUGGGGGUAGCUGGAGACUGAUCACCCCGGCAUGGAUUGUGUGGCCCUGCACCGCCUCCCCGAGGGACUGGAGACAGGAGAUUCCCGAGACCGAGACGAGACGCUGGGCUUGAGCUGGCUGGUCUGGGCUCUGCGGAGGCCUCAUUACUCAUGCUGCUGAGGUUGAGAGCCUUCCGCAGGGCAGCGGGGCUAUGGAGGCACGCACCUGAGAGCCGAGUGUAACCAGAGUCAAGCAGGGAGGAGGGGAGCACAGGACAGAAUCAAGGGUGGGACCCUGCAUUUUCCCCGGGGUCUCCUAUUUGGAUGUGAACAGAGGGGCCGCAGGGGCUGGGUCAUUUUCCUCCUGCUCCCAGCAGCCACACCAGGACUUUGGAGCACCAGGGAUUGGGUGUGGCCAAGAUGCUCGCUCCAGCCUGGCAUGUGUAGUUAAGAGAAUAGGCAGCCUCCGUGCAACUGGGAUCGUUCCUCCGGGGGCCAGCACGUUGCAGGGAUACUGCUCGUUCCUCAUCCAUGCUGCUUUCUGAAGGACUCUGAAGCCAGAGGUCGAGCCAGUCAGGCCCAGAGAACCACCCUCAGAGGGCAAGGGGCCUGGGAGGACGCCCUCCUGCUGACUUCCCUGUCUCCAACCCCUCUGCUGCCUGCCCUGCUCAGGCUGCUGCCUGCUGACCUGGCACCAUGUUGCGGCCGAGCUCGGGGGUGUUGAUCUCGGUGAACGGGCUGGGCUUCCCACCGCAGAAUCUGGCCCGCGUGGUGGUGUGGGAGUGGCUGAAUGAGCACGGGCGCUGGCGGCCCUACACAGCGGCCGUCUGCCACCACAUUGAGAAUGUGCUGAAGGAGGACGCCCGGGGCAGCGUGGUCCUGGGGCAGGUGGAUCCCCAGCUGGCUCCGUAUAUCAUUGACCUGCAGUCCAUGCACCAGUUCCGCCAGGACACAGGGACCAUGCGCCCAGUGAGGAGGAACUUCUAUGACCCCUCCUCGGCCCCUGGGAAGGGGAUCGUGUGGGAGUGGGAGAACGACAACAACUCCUGGACCCCCUAUGACAUGGAUAUUUGCAUCACCAUCCAGAAUGCCUAUGAGAAGCAGCACCCGUGGCUGGACCUCUCCUCUCUGGGCUUCUGCUACCUGAUCUACUUCAAUAGCAUGUCACAGAUGAACCGGCAGACGCAGCGGAAGCGCCGACUCCGGCGCCGCAUGGACCUGGCGUACCCACUCACCAUGGGCUCCAUCCCCAAGUCCCAGUCCUGGCCUGUGGGCACCAACUCCGGGCAGCCGUGUUCCUGCCAGCAGUGCCUUCUGGUCAAUAGCACCAGGGCAGCCUCCAAUGCCAUCCUGGCCUCGCAGCGGAGGAAGGUGUAUGUGGGGAACAGCAAUGGGACUCUGACUGUUAGGCAGAGCAACACUUUCAACGGCACAGCAUUGUGGUCUGCGGGCACCAUGCCAACUGGGGGGACAGCUAAGAUGGAGCAGGUCCGGUCCCCUAGCGGCAUGCAAGUGACCACCUUCUCCCGAAGCCAGAGCGCUCCCACUGGCACCCAGCUUCCUGGGCAGAACAACCUGAACAGGCCUGGCACGCAGCGGGUUGCAAUACUGAGUACCAGGGCCUCCAUCCCACCAGGGGUUCCCGCCCUCCCGGUUAAGAAUCUGAAUGGAACCGGACCAGUCCAUCCUGCCCUGGCAGGUAUGACAGGCAUUUUGAUGUGUGCUGCUGGGCUGCCUGUAUGUCUGACGCGGGCCCCGAAGCCCAUCCUGCACCCUCCGCCCGUGAGCAAGAGCGACAUCAAGCCGGUGCCCGGGAUCAAUGGCAUCUGCAGGAAAACCAAGAAGAAGCACCUCAAAAAGAGCAAGAACCCCGAGGAUGUGGUGCGCCGGUACAUCCAGAAGGUGAAGAGCCCGCCGGACGAGGACUGCACCAUCUGCAUGGAGAGGCUGGUGGCCUCGUCCGGCUACGAGGGCCUGCUCAGCCACCGGGGCGCCAAGCCGGAGCUGGUGGGCAAGCUGGGCAAGUGCGGGCACAUGUACCACCUCCUCUGCCUGGUGGCCAUGUACAACAACGGCAACAAGGAUGGCAGCCUGCAGUGCCCCACCUGCAAGGCCAUCUAUGGGGAGAAGACCGGGACCCAGCCCCCAGGGAAGAUGGAGUUCCACAUCAUCCCACACUCGCUGCCCGGCUACACGGAAUCCAAAACCAUCCGCAUCGUCUACGACAUCCCCACAGGCAUCCAGGGCCCAGAGCACCCGAACCCCGGGAAGAAGUUCACAGCCCGAGGCUUCCCCCGGCACUGCUACCUACCGGACAACGAGAAAGGCAGGAAGGUUCUGAAGCUCCUGAUUGUGGCAUGGGGCCGCCGGCUCAUCUUCACCAUCGGCACGUCCAGCACGACGGGAGAGUGCGACACGGUGGUGUGGAACGAGAUCCACCACAAGACAGAGUUUGGUUCCAACCUCACUGGUCAUGGCUACCCCGACCCCAACUACCUGGACAAUGUCCUGGCUGAGCUGAUGGCCCAGGGGGUCUCGGAAGCCAACCUGAAGGACUGAGGAAGCCCCCGCUCUCUGCUAGCGUGCUGCUUGGCAGCCAAACCCUGCCUGCGUCCGUGCGCUCGUGCGUGUCUCCGUGAGUCUGUCCUCCACCACGCCAUGCCCAGGAACCACCCGCCUUCCCAGCUCUCACUCUGCUUCUGCUGCCUUGACCUGCAGUAACCUUCAGACUGCAAUGCCGGACCUGGCUGGGUGCCGCGGAAGCGUACGUCCCCCCAGGUGGGUGGCCCCCCCUUUAACCGAGGCCAUGUGUGCGCCCCUCGCACACGCCGGCCGACGAGCAGCAGGCCAGCAGGAGCCGCGUGAGUGACCAAGCAACGCAAAGCUGGGCUGAUUAUUUUUUUAUACUCUUGUGACCUGUGAUAUUUUCCCUGUUCGAGACCCCAGCCCACACCUGACUGUACACACACGCCCCCCGUGUCGCUCUCUGUAUGGAAAUCUUGUACAGUAUCUACUAGAACACACACACAUAGCCAAGGGGGCAACUUCUGGCCAGCCACAGCACCACCAUCUGUCCUGUCCAGUCUGUGCCAGCAUCGUCUGCGUGAGCCACCUCCCCCCACAGCCACGUGGCACAUUUGCCAUUGCUCCUCACUGCUGCAACUCUGAAAGGGAGGGAGAAGGCCGGGGUGGGGGGGAAGGGAGCAGGACAUGCACAAGUGAGAGCUGCUCCCACAGCUGGGCAGGGAUGGAAAUGAGGUGGCUCUUACUCCGCUGACUUAGGGAGGGGAAGCGCUCAGAGCCAGCCCUACUGAGCUGCCAGGCCUGCAUGCACCAUCCCUCCCCGCCAUAGCGAAGGCUCCAAGACUGGCAGUGGUGCAGCGACCCGCCGGGCACUCUGCACUGCAGACACCAGCUAGCUACGGCCAGAGCCUGACGCAGCCUCGCACAGGUGGUUUAUUGUCCCUUAAAGAAGAGAGGUGGAGCAGUCAACACCCAAUCGGCAGCAGUCAACAGACCUCUUGCCAGUGAGCCACCGAUGCCCUGAUUGGUCCCUUCAGGCGGCACCAGCCAGGAUUCAAAGGGCCACUCGUGAUUUUAAAAGCCACAAGUGCAAACAGUGGACGGCUGGUACCCGGGUGCCAGUGGAGAUUGGCACGCCUGCCUACCUGCAUGCACGGGCCCUUUGCAUGCAUGGCUUUAAAAACCUGGGCCUGGUUCUCUCUCGGGGGUUUGUUCCCCAUGUAUGUAGCACACCCUGAGCUGGAAAAUAAACCUGCUCUUCCGGGUGGGGCUCUCCCGCCUGGCAAGUGUCUGCUGUAGCCGGAGAGGUUGUGCAGCAGCAGCCGGCCAUGGCCCCGUUCUCUGUGCACUGCAUCACGGCCAGUCAGCCGCACAGCGCGCUCCUCCCAGCAGUGACUUGCGGUCGGGUGGGCCUGCACCGAGGGCAAUGGCCACUUGCUGGCGGGAGGUGCUUUGGGGCGUAUGGACACACGAGCGGCUGUUCAGGAGCUGGGGCGUCUCUUCCUAUCUCAGCCAGCCCUGUGGGGCCACCUUGGCUGGGGCGCGCCAGCUGCCUGGCGGGGCUAGUGCUGCGGCCCCGCUUUGCUCCGGGCCGGUUGAGCUCUGGGUAAGAUGAUACUUAGCAGCAGCAGCAGCUCACACCUUGCUGGGCUGCGCCCCUCUGGACUGGGCAUGUGACAGGCCCCUUCACCUCCCUGUUCCCUGCACAGUGGCAAACGGAUGCGGGUGGAAGAGGCUGGGGUCCCCCCUGCUCCCCACACGGGCCAUGGAAGCUGCAUGGUGCACACAGCGAGGCUGCCCAAGGGGCUGGAAUGCCCCCCACUCCCUUCCACCCCACAGCACCCAAGGCAGCCCAAGGAGCUCAGCCCUGGCUGGAGGCGUGUAGCUGCGGCAGCCAGGGAAAGGGGUGACGGCAUUGCAGUGGGGGGCUGGGGGAGUGUCCCAUUCCUUCGGCG